AUGGACUCUGGCAUGAACCAGGUAUUGGACUCUCCAGAGCUCCUGGAGAUGAUCCUGGUGCAGGUGGACAUGCGCUCCCUCCUCACAUCCGCCCAACGCGUCUGUCUCCACUGGGCCAGCUUGAUCAACACUUCACCCUCAAUACAGAAAGCUUUAUUCUUCACUCCGAUAAAAGACUCCGAAUGGGGAACAGAUGAGAAGACGCCGAACCCGCUACUGGCAGAGACUUUCCCUUCCAUUUUCCCCGCCAAUGGUAGGUCAGAUCGGUUCCAGUUCGACUUCUCCGACAUGGCCAUCACCAAAGAUGCUUCAACCAUGGCUCGAUUUGUACGAAACGAGGCAAGCUGGCGCAGGAUGCUGGUUCAACAGCCCCCAAUUCGGAGUAUAGGACAUUUUCAUAUCACCCACGCAAUGGCUGGCGAUUUUCCUGAAACCUCCAGUGUCCCGCCAGAUCCGAAGAUGCGGGACUCAGGAUAUGACGGUAUUCGCAUGGAACGGCUAUUUGAGCUGUUGCUAUUCAGUAAACGAGUCGAAUUUUUAUUUAACACCAGAUCACGGGUGUACUGGACCUGUGAGCAGCCUAUUUCAUUUAAGGAGAGCUCAGCGAGGAACAACGAAUUGUUCUAUCAGAUGUUGAGCACAUUUGACCUGGUGCUUUAUACACACAGGGUGAUGCAGUGUGUUCAGAGAGACGAACCUCCCACCGCCGAGGAGCUUACAAGGCGCGAGGUCAUCGCAGCGUGGCGAGAACGUGGCUUGGAUGUUCGGGCUAAGAGAAAGGAAAUUGAAAUGGCAGAGACUAAAGAAACAUUGUUGAACUAG
Messenger RNA from Aspergillus versicolor CBS 583.65, 822 nucleotides. RefSeq lists its product as uncharacterized. NCBI's taxonomy places the organism in Eukaryota, Fungi, Ascomycota, Eurotiomycetes, Eurotiales, Aspergillaceae. The transcript is spliced from 2 exons. Gene Ontology annotation, molecular function: protein binding. The record is from RefSeq and is a predicted model, not a curated record. Bases 1 to 822 code for a protein of 273 amino acids.